Prorocentrum cordatum is the source of this 414-nucleotide messenger RNA. Lineage: Eukaryota; Dinophyceae; Prorocentrales; Prorocentraceae. The record is from the annotation of a GenBank genome assembly.
AUGAACGUUACCGUUGGCAUAAACCAGUGCCACCUGAUCGAUCCCCCUCGAGCCUUCAAGCACGGCGGUGUCCUGCCCGAGGCGGCCGGCUACAAGGAGGAGGAGGCGCACACGGUGUGCCGGGCGUUGUUCUGCGAGCAGGGCGAGGAGGACCUGAAGGCCGCCUUUGCGCUGUACGACAAGGAUAGCAACGGCCACAUCGACAAAGAGGAGUUUAGAAAAGCGUUGCCCUUGAUGGGCGAGGAUAUUAAAGAGGAGAAGAUCGACGAGGUCAUGGAAGGAGUGGACGCGAAGAAGACAGGGAAGUUGGAGUUCCCAGAAUUCUGCACCCUCGUGAGGCGCAUGAACCCCAAGGAGGCCCCCGACGCCCCCGCCGAGGAGGGCGAGGAUCCCCUGAAGGAUGCCUGGGGCAAG